Molecule: messenger RNA, 4716 nt
Organism: Carya illinoinensis
Lineage: Eukaryota; Viridiplantae; Streptophyta; Magnoliopsida; Fagales; Juglandaceae
Product: SNF2 domain-containing protein CLASSY 4-like
Exons: 3
Coding region: 262-4065 (1267 amino acids)
Biological process (GO): gene silencing by siRNA-directed DNA methylation
Molecular function (GO): ATP binding; ATP-dependent chromatin remodeler activity
Source: RefSeq, a predicted model, not a curated record
CCCUUUGGCCACUUGCUUGCAUGCACGCUUCGCGCCUUUUUCUCUUCUAUUUUUCUCUGUUGCUCCGUCUCUCUCUGUGUUCUCUCUCUCUCUCUCCCCCAAAGAAUAAGGCAUUGAUUGUUGAAGGCAAGGCUCACCCGGUAACUGACGUACUCUGUACGUUUUCCAUGUAUUAUGCGUGUUGUGUAAAUAUGCGUGCUUGUUGAUUAUCCUUUGUUUUGUUCUUGUUUUCUGGGUUUUCAGAGGAAAGAUUGAGGACCGAUGAUGGACUAUAGCUUGCCUAUAGCGAAGAGAACCAGGCAAGGGAGAGCCCUAAUUUACGAGGAGUACCAUGAGAAGAAGAAGAAGGAGAAGAGGAAGGAUAAUAAUGGGGUUGACUCGGUCACUCCAAGCGUACCCAGUAGAGGUAAUAGGAAGAAAUUGGCGGAGAUGGUUCAAGGCAUUAGCUGGUCUGAGAGAUUAGGGGCUAACUGUAAAAUGAAGACUCAGAGUGAGACUGUUUCUAUGCCUGGUAGAAGUGAGGAGGCCAGUGUGGAAGAGAUUCGUGUGAAUGAUUGCGCAGAAGAAGGCAGUGAAUCGAUGAAUUUGGUGGGCAGGGAGAGUCAGGGGUUGAAGAAUAAGGAAUGUUCUAAGAUGGAAUUUGAGGGAAUGGAUAAUGUGGAUGAGAUUAUGGUGGAUGAUAGCGAGGAAGAUGUGGUGUUUUUGGCUGAAGGGGUAGGUUUGGACUGCGUGAACUCGAAUUCUUCGAGACUGACAUUGGGGUUGCUGAGAGAUGAGGGUGUUGUUUGUAUUGAUGCUGAUGAUGAGACUGAUUUGAGUGUGAAACAUGUGAAUGAAAGUGGUGUUUUGAAUUACAAUGGGGUGAGGGAUAGUGAUGAAAUGAUUUCAUCGUUGAAGGGAAAAGUUGAGAGUAGUUGCUUAAUUUUUAAUGAUAGGGAUAGUAAGGGUACGGCGGCCAGGACUCGGUCGCGGUUCAGAUUGUUGAAAAGGAAUGAGAAUGAGGAUGGUGGUGAUGAUGCUGCAUCGGCUUUUUCGAAGAGGAAUAAUGAUAAGGAUGUUGGUGACAAUGUUCUCUCUGAUUGGCUGAGAAGGAAUGUGGAUGAAGAUGAUGGUGAUGAAUUUAUUUUGGAGACAUCAUUGGAAUCGUCCUCUAGUGAAGAUGACAAUGAUGAUGACGAUUAUGAAGCGGAACAAUUGCAAAGCUGCGGGGGUUCCAAGAAGUUCAGUUCGAAUAGCAGUAGUCAAGAGGAUGAGGAAGAGGAAGUUGCUGCAGAAAGCAAGAAUAUGAACAGAGGACGUAAAAAAAGAGGAAGGCCUAAAAGAGUUGACGCUGGGGUCAAGAUGAGGAGAUAUGGAUUGGACUUUGUGGUGUAUAGUGACAGAUAUAUCGACGUUAAUAAUCACGAAGAGGGUUCUGUUAAUGUGCUUCAUGAUUAUGUAGCAAAACGAACCCGUUCCCAUUUUAUUUCAAAAUGGAGAAAGAAGAAAAUGAAGCUUGGAACUUUUAGUCACCCUUUAUGUGUUGAUGAGGAGGAAAUAGAGUCUUCAUCUGGACAUGAUGACAGUAAUGAAGGCGGUGAUGAUGCUUAUGAGAAUGAAGAUGAUUUCAGUGAUGACGAGGCUUAUCAUGCUGGCAAGAAAACUGUGUCUACUAGAAGCAAAUAUAAGAGUGACAAAGGUAAUCGUGGUGAACGUGUGCAAUCCACCAAGAGGAUGCCCACCAAAUGUAAGGGCAUCCGCUGGGAAAAAAGUUGUAAUGUCAUGAAGAUUCUUAUAGAUUCCAUUUUGGACAAGGAAGAAGUUCGUCUAGAAGAGUUGGCUUCUUCUGGAGAUGAGGCUUGCAAAGAUGAAAGCAAUCCAUCAGUUGCCGAGACGCAUCUACCCCUGAAGUUCACGUUUGGAAUUGAGGAGUCAAAUUCACCAAAGAAAUCAGAAGAUGAUAAGAAAAUGGAUGAACUUUGGGCUGAGCUUGAGCUUGCACUCAGAGCUAGUGAAAUUGGUUCGAUCGAUUCUGUUAAGGUUGAAAAUGAAGAUGCCCUUCCUCCAGAGGACGAUGUUGAUAGCGCUACCCUUUGCCACCUAGGGAAUCAUCAGAUUAUUCUUGAUGAACAAGUUGGAUUUAGAUGUGCAUUUUGCUCUUACGUCAAAAUGGAGAUCAAGUAUAUUCUACCAUCUUUUAGUACACAUCCUUGUGGAAAAUCAGACUGGAGGGACUCAGGGGGGGCAAUGAAUCACUCCAUCUUUGAUGAGCUUGGUUCUCAAGAUUCUCUUUGCGAUUCCUACCAUGACUGUGGAUCCCGAGAGCAUGCUGAAGGCACAGUGUGGGACAUCAUUCCAGGAAUAAAAAGUAGUAUGUACUCGCAUCAACGUGAUGGUUUUGAAUUUAUUUGGAAGAACAUAGCUGGAGGAAUUUAUCUUGACGAGUUAAAAAACCAAACUACUUUCUCUGGUGGAAAUGGGUGCAUUAUUUCUCAUGCUCCUGGGACCGGGAAGACCCGGUUGACAGUUGUUUUUCUCCAGGCAUACAUGAGCUUGAAUCCAGGAUGUAGACCACUAGUUAUUGCUCCUUGCAGCAUGCUCCUUACAUGGGAAGAGGAAUUUCAAAAGUGGAAAUUUAACAUUCCCUUUCACAAUCUGAACAAGCCAGAGCUGUCUGGCAAGGAAAGUAAGUUCGCUGAUUACAUUGUGAGGCAAGUUGGACACCUGGAGAAAACAGAUAUCCGUAUCUUGAAGUUGUAUUCCUGGAAAACGGAUAGAAGCAUUCUAGGGAUGAGUUACAAACUGUUUGUAAAACUUACUGGUGAGAGAAAGGGUGAAUUGAAGGUAAGUAAGCAACAUGCUCACCUCAGAAAAAUCCUCCUUGAGCUUCCUGGUAUUGUAGUCCUCGAUGAAGGGCACAUACCUCGGAAUUCUGACAGCCAUAUUCUGCAGGCUUUGUCAAAUAUCAAAACAGAAAAGCGAGUAAUCCUUUCAGGAACUCCUUUUCAAAACAAUUUUGAUGAGCUAUAUAAUACUCUCUGCCUUGCAAGGCCAAAGUUUGCAAACAUAAGACAUCGAUGGGGCUCUCUUACAAGUUCCAUUACCAAAGCCACUGAUGACAGGCUGAAAUGUGAGAAACUGAAGAAGGUUAGAGAUAUGAUUGAGCCAUUUGUGCAUGUACACAAAGGUUCCAUACUACAGGAGAAACUUCCUGGAUUGAGGGACUCUGUGGUUAUAUUGAAGCCAGCCCAACUGCAGAAGAGCCUCUUUGAUGAACUCAGUCAUUAUGCUAAAGGGAACCAUUUUAAAUUUGAGCAUUAUGAGUCUUUGAUAUCUGUCCAUCCUUCAAUCUUGCUUAAGUGUGGGGGGAAGGAGUUUCCUUCUGACCGGGAUAAGUUAGGAGGAUUGAAUCCAGAGGCUGGAGUAAAAACAAAAUUUUUAAUGGAACUCAUCCAGCUUAGUGAGGCUAUGAGUGAGAAAGUAUUGGUUUUCAGUCAAUAUCUUCGUCCAUUGACCUUCGUGAUGAAUCAGCUUAAGUCUCAUUUUAAUUGGACUGAAGGGAAUGAGGUGCUGUAUAUAAAUGGAAAGAAUGAUGCAAAGGAGCGCCAAUCCUCAAUUAAUGUUUUCAAUGAUCCCAGUAGCAACAUUCGGGUAUUACUGGCAUCGACAAGGGCUUGUUCUGAAGGUAUAAAUCUGGUUGGGGCUUCAAGGGUUGUUUUAUUGGAUGUGGUAUGGAAUCCAUCGGUGGAAAGACAAGCUAUAAGCCGUGCGCAUAGGCUAGGGCAGGAAAAAGUAGUGUAUGUUUACCAUCUCAUUGUCUUUGGGACAAAGGAAGAGAAGAAAUAUUAUAGGCAAGUUGAGAAGGACUUGUUGUCUGAGUUGGUAUUCUCUUCUUCUGACAUGAGUGAUGACCAGCAGAAACUCUCACCUUCAGACCUGCAGGAUAAAAUUUUGGAAGAAAUGGUUCAACAUGAGAAACUUAAACAUAUGUUUGAGAAGAUAGCAUACCAACAUAAAGAGUCCAAACUAAUUGAGACGUUUACCUUGUUGGAAAAGCGAUCUGUUAUAUCAUCAUCUAGUUCUUGAGGCUGAAAUCAUUCUCUGUUUGGUUCAAAAAGUCUGGUGGCAUUAAAAGGGUUCCAGAAAAUCUUGAACAGUGACAGUAUAUGAUGGAAAUUAUGCGAAUGACAUGCUUCAUACCUAGUCUGCACCCCUUUUAUUUUUUCCCAAGCCAUAUUCUUUUUCUAGAAUAUUAUUAGCUGGUUUUCAGAAUUUAUAGCUUAGUCAGAGUUUGAUGCAUUUCAAUGUUCCACCUGUGCUUCUGGUGUAUGCUCAUGCUAUACACACAACAGUAACUUUUGGGAUGGGAUUGUGGAGCAUUGGUAAUGUGGUGAGUUACAUAUAUAUAUAAUAGGCAAAGAAGAACGAUCGUAAGAUGAAAAUAGACACCGAGAUUGAAACCACCAAAUUUCAUCCAGCUUGCUUUUAUUUCUCCUGUUUUGCCCAACAUGCUUGGGAUAUAUAUCAUACAUUUGACAUUGAGUUUGUUUAGGUCAGUGACUAAGAGAUGGACUUGCAUUGGCUUCCUGGUAGCUUCAUCCCUCCCCACUUCCAAAACAAAACCCUUCAUAAAAGGUGGAAAUUUGACCACUGCAAUUGUAUUCUGUUAUUUUUUCUCACAAUGAACUAGCUGCCCUUGAAAGGGUUAUGAUAUGUGGCAAAAACUGUAACACCAUA